AUGACAAGUGAAGCAGAAACUAAAAAAAAAGUUGAACUUCGUAAAUCUCAACGUAAAAACAUUCCAUUAAUGAUAUUAUCAAUAAUUAUCACUACUUCUGUAUUAACAUUCGCUUUAUUUGAUCAACUUCCAUGGACAAUUACAAUUGAUAAUAAUAUAAAAACUUUAUCAUUAGAAAAUCGUUUAAUAUUUACUAUUCAACUUUUAUUUAUUGAUUGUUUUCCAUUAUUAUUCUCCAUAUUUGCUGUCAUUCAUCGACGUGUAACAACUAUUGCUCUUAAUCCAUUAGAUCCAAAAGGACAAAUCUUAGUUGAACAACGACAACGUAUUUUACAAAAUACACUUGAACAAUUAAUUAUUAAAUUGAUUCUUUCAUUAACGCUUUGCACGAUAAUUCAACCAAAUGAAUUAACUCUUUUACCUGCUUUUACUAUUCUUUUUGGUAUUGGUCGAUUUACUUUUGCAUUUGGUUAUCCAAAGUAUCGAUCAUUUGGCUUUUUAAUGAAUCUUACUAGUACUAUUUUUGUAUUUAUACUUAUUAGUCAUCGAUUAUUUAUUCAAGGAACUCUCUUACAAUAUGUAAAAUGACCCAUAAGAAAAGAAGAUCAAUUAAUUGAAUGUCGUAUAAAUACGAAAUCUUAA
This is a messenger RNA of Adineta steineri, 642 nucleotides long. The record is from the annotation of a GenBank genome assembly. Lineage: Eukaryota; Metazoa; Rotifera; Eurotatoria; Adinetida; Adinetidae.